AUGAGCUGCGAACCAUGGGAGUUGAUUGAUUCCCUUGUGACUAUACCGGUGGUCAUGAUCUCCAAGUCGUCAGGAGAAUAUCUCCGUCUUGCCCUCGCCACCUCGCCCUUUCCUAUCUCCGUCUCCCUGUACGCGCCUCCGAUGCUGGAUCCGGAAGUGCUGGUGCUGUGGGCGCUCGCGCUGCUGUCGCUCGUGGGCGCGUCCGCGUGGGCUGCCGCGGAGGAGAAGGCGGCGCUGGAGGGGAGGAGUGGCGCGGGGCAGUUCCUGGCGGACCAGGUGGGCGGAAAGGGGAAGGGGUAA
This is a messenger RNA of Closterium sp. Yama58-4, 300 nucleotides long. The record is from the annotation of a GenBank genome assembly. Lineage: Eukaryota; Viridiplantae; Streptophyta; Zygnematophyceae; Desmidiales; Closteriaceae.